This is a messenger RNA of Marmota flaviventris (yellow-bellied marmot), 2737 nucleotides long. RefSeq names its product muscle associated receptor tyrosine kinase (gene Musk). The record is from RefSeq and is a predicted model, not a curated record. Gene Ontology annotation, molecular function: Wnt-protein binding; ATP binding; transmembrane receptor protein tyrosine kinase activity. NCBI's taxonomy places the organism in Eukaryota, Metazoa, Chordata, Mammalia, Rodentia, Sciuridae. Gene Ontology annotation, cellular component: plasma membrane; signaling receptor complex. Gene Ontology annotation, biological process: positive regulation of kinase activity; cell surface receptor protein tyrosine kinase signaling pathway; protein phosphorylation.
ACCAACAGUCAUUAGCGGACAACCCUACUGUAACAAACUAUGCUUUAAAAUGUAAACUGUGGGGCAUUUUCCUUGCGUUGUCCAGAGGGAAACUUCUCCUGCUUGAGCCUGGAUUAACCAUGAGAGAGCUCGUCAACAUUCCACUGGUACAUAUUCUCACCCUGGUUGCCUUCAGCGGGACUGAGAAACUUCCAAAAGCUCCUGUCAUCACCACUCCUCUUGAAACUGUGGAUGCCUUAGUCGAAGAAGUGGCUACUUUCAUGUGUGCAGUGGAAUCCUAUCCUCAGCCCGAGAUUUCCUGGACCAGAAAUAAAAUUCUCAUCAAGCUCUUUGACACACGCUACAGCAUCCGGGAGAAUGGGCAGCUCCUCACCAUCCUGAGCGUGGAGGACAGCGAUGACGGCAUUUACUGCUGCGUGGCCAACAACGGCGUGGGAGGAGCUGCCGAGAGCUGCGGGGCCCUGCAAGUGAAGAUGAAACCUAAAAUAACUCGUCCUCCCAUAAAUGUAAAAAUAAUAGAGGGAUUAAAGGCAGUUCUACCAUGUACUACAAUGGGCAAUCCCAAGCCAUCCGUAUCCUGGAUCAAGGGGGACAGUGCUCUCAGGGAAAAUUCCCGUGUGGCAGUUCUUGAAUCUGGGAGUUUAAGGAUUCAUAAUGUGCAAAAGGAAGACGCAGGACAGUAUCGAUGUGUGGCAAAAAACAGCCUCGGGACCGCGUAUUCCAAACUGGUGAAGCUGGAAGUCGAGGUUUUUGCCAGAAUCCUGCGGGCUCCUGAAUCCCACAAUGUCUCCUUUGGCUCCUUUGUGACCCUGCGCUGUACAGCAACAGGCAUCCCUGUCCCCACUAUCAGCUGGAUUGAAAAUGGAAAUGCUGUUUCUUCUGGGUCCAUUCAAGAGAGUGUGAAAGACCGAGUGAUUGACUCGCGGCUGCAGCUGUUUAUCACCAAGCCAGGUCUCUACACAUGCAUAGCUACCAAUAGACAUGGAGAGAAAUUCAGUACAGCGAAGGCUGCUGCCACCAUCAGUGUAUCAGAAUGGAGUAAACCACAGAAAGAUUACAAAGGCUACUGCGCCCAGUACAGAGGGGAGGUGUGCGAUGCAGUCCUGGCAAAAGAUGCUCUUGUGUUUUUCAACACCUCCUACGCGGACCCCGAGGAGGCCCAGGAGCUACUGGUUCACACAGCAUGGAAUGAACUGAAAGCCAUGAGCCCACUCUGCCGGCAGGCUGCAGAGGCUCUGCUGUGCAGCCACGUUUUCCCAGAGUGCAGUCCUGGGGGAGUGCCUACUCCCACCCCCAUUUGCAGAGAGUACUGCUUGGCAGUAAAGGAGCUCUUCUGUGCAAAAGAAUGGCUGAUGAUGGAAGAAAAGACCCACAGAGGACUCUACAGAUCCGGGAUGCAUCUGCUCUCUGUGCCAGACUGCAGCAAGCUUCCCAGCAUGCACUGGGAUCCCAAGGCCUGUACCAGACUGCCAUAUUUAGAUUAUAAAAAAGAAAACCUAACAACAUUCCCACCAAUGACGUCCUCAAAGCCGAGUGUGGACAUUCCCAAUUUGCCUUCUUCCUCAUCUUCUUCCUUCUCUGUCUCACCUACGUACUCCAUGACUGUAAUAAUCUCCAUCAUGUCCAGUUUUGCAGUAUUUGUGCUUCUUACAAUAACUACUCUUUAUUGCUGCCGAAGAAGAAAAGAAUGGAAAAAUAAGAAAAGAGAAGCAGCAGCAGUAACCCUCACCACACUGCCUUCUGAGCUCCUCCUAGACAGGCUGCAUCCUAACCCCAUGUACCAGAGGAUGCCACUCCUUCUGAAUCCCAAAUUGCUCAGUCUGGAGUAUCCAAGGAAUAACAUUGAAUAUGUGAGAGAUAUUGGAGAGGGAGCAUUUGGAAGGGUCUUUCAAGCAAGGGCUCCUGGCCUACUUCCCUACGAACCUUUCACUAUGGUGGCAGUAAAGAUGCUCAAAGAAGAAGCCUCAGCAGAUAUGCAGGCGGAUUUUCAGAGGGAGGCCGCUCUCAUGGCAGAAUUCGACAACCCCAACAUCGUGAAACUCUUAGGUGUGUGUGCUAUUGGGAAGCCUAUGUGCCUGCUCUUUGAAUACAUGGCCUACGGUGACCUCAACGAGUUCCUCCGCAGCAUGUCCCCUCACACUGUCUGCAGCCUCAGUCACAGUGACCUGUCCACGAGGGCUCAGGUCUCCAGUCCAGGACCCCCACCCCUCUCCUGUGCUGAGCAGCUUUGCAUUGCCCGGCAGGUAGCAGCGGGCAUGGCUUACCUCUCCGAGCGCAAAUUUGUCCACCGGGAUUUAGCCACCAGGAACUGCCUGGUAGGUGAGAACAUGGUGGUGAAGAUCGCAGAUUUUGGCCUCUCCAGGAACAUCUACUCAGCAGACUACUACAAAGCUAAUGAGAACGAUGCUAUCCCUAUCCGUUGGAUGCCACCAGAGUCCAUUUUCUACAACCGCUAUACCACAGAGUCAGAUGUGUGGGCCUAUGGUGUGGUCCUCUGGGAGAUCUUCUCCUAUGGCCUGCAGCCCUACUAUGGGAUGGCCCACGAGGAGGUCAUUUACUAUGUGCGGGAUGGCAACAUCCUCUCCUGCCCUGAGAACUGCCCCCUGGAGCUGUACAAUCUAAUGCGUUUGUGUUGGAGCAAGCUGCCUGCAGACAGGCCCAGUUUCCCCAGCAUCCACCGAAUUCUGGAACGCAUGUGUGAGAGGGCAGAAGGAACAGUGGGAGUGUAAGGUUGAAG